Molecule: messenger RNA, 414 nt
Organism: Rotaria sordida
Lineage: Eukaryota; Metazoa; Rotifera; Eurotatoria; Philodinida; Philodinidae
Source: the annotation of a GenBank genome assembly
AUGACUACUAUAAAACAUGAUAUCAACGAUAAUGAACGAUUAGACGAGUCUCCAUCAAUUGAUGAUCAUCAAAUUAUGACAAUGAGUGUUAAAGAAUUAAAUACAUUAUUAAAAUCAUUGAAACCAAAUGAAGCAGCAACUAUUAAACGUCGACGACGUAUUCUUAAAAAUAAAGGUUAUGCAGCAAGUAGUCGUCAUAGACAAACAUCGAUGGUGGGUAAUUUAUCUGUUGAACGAAGUGAAUUAUUGGAACAGAUCUCUCGAUUGCGACGUGAGAAUGAAGCAUUAUCACAAGAGCUACGUGGUUGGAAACAACGAUACUCUGAUCUUCAACUAUUAACAUCACCACCUGCCGCUACUGUUCCACAAAAUACAACAAUAAAAUCGAUUACUGUAAAAGAAUCAUCCCAUUGA